AUGGACGAUGCGACCGCAGACUUCUUCCAAAUCGCGGGGGAGCGCGAAUACUGGACCGGCUAUGACAUUGGCAGGGAGUUUGAGCUUGCAAAGAUUGAUGAUCACGACUGGAUCCCGGAGGAAACGAGGGCCAAGGUCUGCGAAUGGGCAAAGACGAAGACGGUCCCAGAUCGACCCCGCGAUGACGGCCGGGGCAAACUGUACAGACCCAUCGUCGACCCGUACGAGAUCCGGGUACUCGAGGUCAAGCCGGGCGCUAAGGGGGAUAAACUGCGCGGCUCUCUACACCACUGCUCGGUCGAAUACGUCGACCCCGAACCAUACAACCAGUCCUUCAUCAGGGUGCGCUACGCGCUCUCGAUGGAAGAUCUCGUCACCCCAAUCUCCUACACCGCAUUGAGCUACACCUGGGGCGAGCCCAUCUUCGACGCAAUGAUCGAAUGCGACGGCCACGAAAAAGCAAUCACCAAGUCCCUCGAGUCGGCCCUCCUCCAUUUCCGCAGAGAGGACGAAUCUGUGGUGCUGUGGAUCGAUCAGAUCUGCAUCGACCAGAGCAAUAACGACGAAAAGGGGCAGCAGAUCCCCCUAAUGUCCAGGAUCUACCAGCGCGCCACCAACACCGCGAUCUGGCUCGGUGAAGCCAGUGAAGGCUCUGACGUGGCGAUCAAGCUCCUUGAGGAGGUCAACAUCCGGUUGCAGUUUACGACGGAAGACGACAUCGACCCGAAGGAGUUCGAAAGGAUGCGCCUACCGGCGCCUGAAUCGAAGGACUGGAGUGCUCUGUGGGACUUGCUCUCGCGGCAGUGGUUCACGAGGGUAUGGAUCAUCCAAGAGGUUAUUCUCUCGAGGGACCCAUGGGUUGCUUGUGGUGAUUCACUCAUCACUUGGGAGAAUCUAUCCAGCGGGUGUAUGCAACUUGUCACGACUGGAAUCUCGGCGUGGCUUCGGAAGGAGGCUGCGAAGGGGCCUGCGAAAGGCAGUAAAAUGGAUGAUCGAGGAGAUAUGUGCGAGCUGGCAUGGCAGCUUCACCGGAUGAAGCAGUCGGCCCAGGACAGUGAUAAUACACUGGUGCCGUUGCUCGUGCAGUCCCGUGGGGCGCAGUGCUAUGAUUCGAGAGACAAGGUAUACGGAUUGCUUGGGGUGGUCAACGAGGAUCAUCAGGCUGCGGUGAAGGUCAGCUACGCGGACGACUUCCCUGCUACGAAGCUGUACCAGCAAGUCGUGGCGCACCAUGUUUCUCAACAUCCCACGAGAUGGGCACUGCACGAGGUCCUGGCAUGCGUGGACCAUGAUUCGCCCCAUUUGCCUUCUUGGGUCCCGGAUUGGAGCAGACCUCGUCUGACAGUUGCGUUGGGAUACACGACUGCUUCUCAGGGUAUUUACAGAGCCCAUGGGACAUUUGAGCGGAAGAUGUGGAUUAGCGAGGAUUUCAAAGACUGGGAACGGUUGCCAGUACGAGGCGACGAGAUGUCUGUGCAAGGGUUCCUCAUCGAUACCAUCUCUACGACCAGUCGGGUUAUCGAGAACCCUGAUCUUACGUUCGAGGACCCAAUGAACGGCAAUCAGACACUGCUCGAAGUCUUGAAAUUCGUUUCUGAGAUGGUGACGUACCCGCAGCCGCACACGCUGUUCUCUGUGCUGUGUCAGACACUCGUGGCGGGGAGGAAUGACACCGGGAAGCAGAAGUGUCCACAGUCGUACGAAGAGAUCAUCAGCCUUUUGCUGGACGCGUCAACUGGCAUGGAACCUUCCAUCUCUGGACAGACAUAUACCGCGCGACAGAAGAAGCCCAAAGGAAGAGGCAGGCUAGAGUUGGAGAGGCUGAAAGACCACAAGGUGGGAUCUGCUGGAGAUACGUUCCAAGAGCUUCGCACGGCGAUGGUUAAUGCGUUGAAGAAUCGGAAGUUGGGCACCACCGAGAAGGGCCAUCUGGGAUUGUUCCUUGGGCAUGCUAACGUUGGGGACCAAGUGUACGUGCUGGAGAAUUGUCAUGUGCCGUUCGUGAUGAGAAAGAUAGAAGGCGGGAGGUUUCGGCUUGUGGGGGAGUGCUACGUGCAUGGGAUGAUGCAUGGGGAGGCUAUUGGCUCAGAUGCAAGUUUGACUGAGAUGGUUCUCGUUUAG
Messenger RNA from Colletotrichum gloeosporioides, 2121 nucleotides. Its product is annotated as Heterokaryon incompatibility protein 6. The transcript has a single exon. NCBI's taxonomy places the organism in Eukaryota, Fungi, Ascomycota, Sordariomycetes, Glomerellales, Glomerellaceae. The record is from RefSeq and is a predicted model, not a curated record. The coding region runs from base 1 to 2121 and encodes 706 amino acids.